Messenger RNA from Hermetia illucens (black soldier fly), 3658 nucleotides. RefSeq lists its product as uncharacterized. Bases 185 to 3577 code for a protein of 1130 amino acids. The record is from RefSeq and is a predicted model, not a curated record. The transcript is spliced from 3 exons. NCBI's taxonomy places the organism in Eukaryota, Metazoa, Arthropoda, Insecta, Diptera, Stratiomyidae.
AUAUCAGUGUAAAUAAAAUAGCUAAUAGUUGGCACAAAAUUUUCUAUUUUUGCAUCCGCGUCGCGUACUGUGUGCAUCCGAUCUCACCUUCCAUUCUUUAAUUUUUCCAAAAAAAACACCCAAAAAAUUCCGAUGUUCGCUUGAUUUUAAUUUAUGCCAACCAGUUCGCUCGCGUUCGGGAAUCAUGAUAUGUUCAAAAUGUAAAAUUUUCUCCAUCCACCUUCCAAAUUUUGACAGUUACAUAUGUGAAUUCGGCCACGUAUUUUGCCGAACAUGCUCACCCAAGCCAUAUAGUCGCUGCAGCCUUUGCAAUGGUAGAAUUGUGCGCCGAGCGGAACUUCUCAUUGAGGGGAUCCCGAAAACAAUAUUUCAUCAAACAUCUGCUGAUGAUUCCAAUCAAAUGAGCGAUGGGGAAAUUGAUAUAAAACUCAAUAUGGAUUCGGAUUCAGAUGAAAACUGGUCAAGAAUGUUUGAGUUUCAUGACUCAGAGGAUUUUGCAGACAAUAAUACCAGUUCACCUGUCAACUAUAUUCACGACAACUCAGUGCCUCUCAAGUACAGCUCAAUUGGACAUAAUCCCACCCCCGAGUUGCCAAAACGGGGUCCGUCGAAUCAUGAGAAUAAAAUCGACUUGAAUGUUGACCAACUAAGGCCAAGGAGAAGUCUUUGUCAGUUCAAAACUCCAAGCAACGAAAGCAUUCGGAUUGAGGAAACUCCCAAAACCCGUGAAGAUCCAAAGGAACUUUAUUUGAAAACGAUAUGCGGUGAUGUUUCUCCUGAUUUCGAUCCAAUGAGAGACUACUAUGAACGUGUAGCACAAGUGAAUACAAUUCAUGAAUAUUAUAAGCGUCCGAAUCUCACCAUGGCUACUAGGUCGUCCUCUAAAACGGAUACAAAGCUUGCAGAUCCUAAUUUGUCCGACUCCAGCACAGUAAUUCAACACCUAACAGAAUUUAGGAACGCCACCAACUACAUACCACCUAGCAAUGUAAGUGCUUACAAGGUAGAUGGCGAAACAAUGUCCGAACCUGCGAUAAUCACAACGUCCAAAACUCGAUUAGUUGUCCAUGAUAUGUCGAAGCCACAAGUUUUAUCUUAUGCUAAGAAGCCAAGUAUAGAGGUUUUACAUAAGCCGGGAGGUAGUAAUAAGGUUCGAAAAGUUGAUGUUGGAACAAUGAUGGAUAUCUGUCUAGCCCCGUCAGUGCUUCCUCUAGAAAAUCAAGCCAAAUCAAAUGAACCUCAACCUGUGCACGAAGAGGAAAAGGAACAAAACCGGAAUUCAACCGAAGCUCCAAACGGCAUCGAAAGUCCUCGAGAUAGGAAUGCAAAUCUGCAUGCGAUCUUACGAGAGAAGCUGCGGUAUCAAGUUUAUUCCCAGUUCGAUACUACUCCCAAGAAACCUCAGAAUGUCUUCAUGGUGAAAAGUCCUGACAGCCAUGAUCAAAUGCUUCCACCGCGCUCUGUUGAAGUAGCCUCAAUCCCAAGAGCGAAUAAGCUAACCGAUGCCAUAAACUCCGAAGUUGAAAAAGCGUUGAAAAACUUAACGGCUUUCCCGACACUGCAAUUCCAUGGCAGUCAAAGGCGCGAUGAAAUCGUCAAGCAAUCGAAGGAUUUGCUUCGACAACGAAUAAUGAAUGAAGUUUACUCACAAUUCGAGAAGGGUCCUGAACAGAUUGAAAGAGUGCCUGACACGAAACCAAACUUUUGUACUAAAAUCGUAGAAGAGGCAGAAAAGCGGGAGUCAGAAACUGAAGAUUUUUUGAAAUCUGAAGAGCGUAUUGUAUUUCCAAGUGAAAGUUUCAAUACCUACCUUGAAGAUGUAGAAGUUAUAGAGCAGACUGAGGAAAGCGUCCCCCAAAGUGAUAGUCAAAAGAGGGAGUCAAGAACUGUAGGUAUGUCGACUGAGUCUUACCCAAAACUGAAUCCUGAUUUGACAUUAAUAAUUCCAAGUAAAUGUUCAACUCAGAAGUCACGUUCCAUCUAUUUCUCAGAGGACUAUCCGCAUGAUUUCAACGUCUCUCGGUUUAAAGUACCAGCUCCUGACAUUCACUCUGAGGAGACGGACAACACAGAUGCAGAUGUCGUAAAUGAAAUUUUAGAACAAUUCCAGAAAAACGUUUGUAUCGUUACAAAUCAAAACGAGUUGAUAAGUGAACCGCGACUAGACCCUGGAAGACCGCACCUUGAAAAAGUCCUGAGAAUUGAUGCCUUGUCACCGAAUAUUCGAUAUAAUGAAACGAUAAUGCAGCAAACAACAUUGCACUCUCCUGAAGCUGAAACUAGUGGCCCAAUUACAAGGACAUUUGGUGGGGAGACAUAUCAGAGAUUGGAAACUCAACCGAUGGAUGAUAGCCAUAUGCAGAUUGAACAAAUAGGAGAAAUCCAAACGAAUGUUUAUUAUUUUCAACAGCCACCGCAUUACAAUUUUCCUGUAACUAUUCCGCCGCCCCCGAUGAUCACGACAAUUGGGGAUGAUUGUACAAACGUCAAUAUGAAAACGGUGGCAAGAAACUUGGUCGAUGAUUACAGGGAGGAGCCGAAAAAUGCAAAUGAAGUGGGAUUGCUAGACAUUAACAAGUUUAUACAGUUCAUUAAAGAAAAGUUCCCCAAUAUCACAUUGAAGCAAUUGAAGGAGAUAAUUUUGAAUCUCCCAAGCGACGAUCCUGACUCCGAGGAGCUGUUCGAACUAGGCACUCGAAUGCCUCCACCUGCUACUUUUAGAUCGGAUUUUGAGAAGUAUUCCUUUCGCCCAGAACUCUCCGAAAAGCCAACUAUCGACACAACAAUGUAUAGCUCCUCUGAUUAUCCUACUGAUUUCUCAGUAACUACCACAGUGACAGCUUGGAGGGCGCACUUUUCCCCACCCAUUGAUCUCUACUCCGAACCUAUACCACAAUUCAAACCGAUAAGCCGAUUCGAUACAGAAAUCUCUCUGGUAGAUCACAUCCCGAGAGAAGUGAAAGCUGCAGCGGAAUUGAACCUUCCGAGAAGUCCGAUAACUUGUCCGAUCACUGCAUGUAGUAAGUUGAUAUUCGUUUCCGAGUUUUCCAAACAUAUCAAAAUGGAUCAUGUGAAAAUCCCGGUUGAAACCCUUACACCUGGGAAAUGUAGAAACAUUUUUCUGGACCCAAAAAGUGAUGAGUACGGUGUGAACAAGUGCCACAUUCUAUAUUUGGUCACCGGUAAAAUCCGAGACCUUGGAAGUAAGGAAUUCAAGGACUACCUUCCGUUACUAGUGAUGGCAACGAAAGUGAGUAUGCUGCAGUUAAUUUCACCGCUUUAUCACACACGAAGCAAGGAGGUCCUAAACAGUCAGCAGAACUAUUUAAUGAUAUGGUUAACGGGGUUGAGUCCUCAUGAUCUUCCUAUUUACUUCAGUCUCACUGCUUGGCAUAGAUACAGCACCAUACCUAAGUGUCAUAUGGUGCAUUCGGGACGAAUCUACUCGAUCAGAAAUAAACACGAUGACAGAUCUGUUUACAACAGCGGGAAUGCCAUGCUUCUUUCCCAGAAUCAGGUACGACUGUUGACCAACAAUGGGCAGGAUAUGAUAGAAUUACAGGUGAUUGUGCAUUAGCCGAAAUCAAUGUAAAUGUUGAGCUGCGCCCUAUUUGUGCGAAAUAAUUUUUUGUGUUUGUGUCUGUCUAAAAGUUUUAUA